AUGGGACGCAAGCCCACGCCGCAGCCGCUCAUGCUGGCGGAGCCCAAUAGCACCCUGGACCACGUUGCCGACGACGAGCCGACCUAUGCUGAAACGACGGCACAGGGGGCAUCGCCUGUGGCCUCCAGAUCGCCCGUCUCGCUGCGCUCCUCUCCCUUCAGCAGCAGGUUUGCACACAAGCGCCCACAGCCAGGGAGAUCUGCCCUCCAGCCUGCAGACGACGUCAACCACCGAUCCCAGUCCCCGCGCGACGACUCUGUUGCGCCGACAUACCACACAGUUUCCUCUGCCUUGGACUCGCCCCCCGUUUCGACUUCCCAGCACGCCGGCAGACACCACGGCGCCACUGAAUCAAAGAAGCCAGUCAAGUCAGGCUUCUUCCACUUCAACAAAUCCUCAAAGGGGUCCAAUCAGUUCCUCAUCCCUGCCAACCAGCAGCGCCACCAGGACUCGCGGGAACACUUGACUUCGUCGGGAAGCGACGGAGUGACAGUCCCCCGGCGCGGAGAUUCACCCUAUGCGCAUGACCCUCUCCACAAGCCCACAACCUCGUUUCACUCACGCUCCGAACUGUCGCUCUCCUCCGCCGGCGACCACGAACCGACUGCGACAUCGUCCCCGGGCAAGAAGAACAAGUCGAAUCCCUUUGGCCUCCUCGGUCGCACAAAGUCGACGCACGAGAUCAAGGGCCUCGGCAGCCCCAAGGCUGGGCCUGCGGCGCUUCACGCCCCAUCCUGCAAGACUGACUUGUACGAGUCUGCGCCUCUCAGAACUGCCCCUGUCGGCCAGGAUCGGACAUUCCGGGACAUGAUGUCCUCGACCGUGAGAAAUCGAUCGGAAGACCGGGUUCCAGGCCGAGACGCCGCUGCCGGAAAGGAGAGUCAUCGCGAUCGGGACCAGCGGGCCCUCUCCUCGUUGAGGGACAAUGGCGGAUCCAACUUUCUCAGUGGUCUGCGUAGCUCCUCGACAAAAGCUGCCGACAUGAUCAGCAAGGGACUGUUUGGGAAGAGCCCGCGGAGUGGCGGCACCUCGGAGAGGGAUUUCAACAUUGACGACGAGCACUACCUGCCCAAAGUCAUCAAUCUGCCCUUGGUAGAGCAAACGCGACUCACCCGCAUCUCGAAACGGCUCGAAGACUCGAAAGACAAGACGGAGUUUUGGAUGCCCGCGUUCCCGUGGAGGGCAAUCGACUACCUCAACUACAAGGGCUGUGACGUCGAAGGGCUCUAUCGCGUGCCUGGUAGCGGGCCGCAGGUCAAGAAAUGGCAAAGAAAGUUUGAUGAAGACUACGACGUGAACCUGUUCCAGCAAGACGGCCUCUAUGACAUCAACAUUAUCGGCUCGAUGCUGAAAGCAUGGCUGCGAGAACUGCCUGACGAGCUAUUCCCGAAAGAAGCCCAAGACCGAAUUGCCCGAGAAUGCGCAGGCUCAACCACCGUUCCACAGAUGCUCAUCGAUGAGCUGUCCGAGUUGUCUCCGUUCAACUACUACCUCCUCUUCGCGAUCACGUGCCACCUCAGCCUUCUCCUUGCCCAUUCCGACAAGAACAAGAUGGAUUUCCGAAAUCUGUGCAUCUGCUUCCAACCAUGCAUGAAGAUUGAUGCUUUCUGCUUCAAGUUUUUGGUGUGCGACUGGAGGGACUGCUGGAAAGGAUGCAAGAACGAGAAUAAGUACAUUGAGGAGGAAUACGCGCUCUUUGACCAGCCGCCACCCCGAGGGUUGUCUGAGCCUCGGCAACCCGGGAAGAACGAGAAGCACGAGGCACGUCAGGGCUCGUCCCCAGAGAGUGCCCAAAAGUCUUCAAGCGGUAGUGGCCAACGAAAAGGACGAUCGAAAAAGCAUCGCCACGGCGCUUCAGAGUCCAACGCGAGCAUCGGCUCCAAUGAGUCGUCGUUUUCGACGAACCCGAGCUCACAGAGCGAUCGCAUUGUGGCUGAUGGCUCCCGGGACCUCCGGCCUUUGUCGCCGAUCAAACCGUUGUCACCCCUCGGCUUCUAA
Messenger RNA from Hirsutella rhossiliensis, 1998 nucleotides. Its product is annotated as rhoGAP domain-containing protein. Gene Ontology annotation, cellular component: cytoplasm. NCBI's taxonomy places the organism in Eukaryota, Fungi, Ascomycota, Sordariomycetes, Hypocreales, Ophiocordycipitaceae. Gene Ontology annotation, biological process: signal transduction; regulation of GTPase activity. Bases 1 to 1998 code for a protein of 665 amino acids. The transcript has 3 exons. The record is from RefSeq and is a predicted model, not a curated record.